Molecule: messenger RNA, 741 nt
Organism: Culex pipiens pallens (northern house mosquito)
Lineage: Eukaryota; Metazoa; Arthropoda; Insecta; Diptera; Culicidae
Exons: 1
Coding region: 1-741 (246 amino acids)
Source: RefSeq, a predicted model, not a curated record
AUGUCCACAGAAAACGUCGCCGCAGCUUCCGCCACCGUCGCAGUCAAACUUCCGGACUUCUGGAAGUCGGAUCCGGCGAUGUGGUUCGCGCAAGCUGAAUCCCAGUUUGUGUUGGCCGGAGUCAACAAAGACGAAACGAAAUUCCACCACAUCGUUGCUAAAAUUGACCAGACCGUGAUUUGCCACGUGGCUGACCUGGUCAGGAAGCCUCCUGAGGCGGGGAAGUACGAGGCCAUCAAGGAACGUCUCAUCGUCCGUUUCGAACUUACGGCGCAAGAGAAAAUGGAAAAGCUGCUCGGAACUUGCGACUUGGGCGACUUCCGCCCCACGCACCUUUUGUCCAGGAUGCAGGAGCUGGCUUCCGGACUUAAGGUCGACGACUCGCUGCUGAGAAUGCUGUUUUUGCAACGACUUCCGGCGAACAUGCGUUCAGUACUCAGCAUUAACGAUGGAAGUCUUUCGAAGCUAGCGGAAAUGGGUGAUAAAAUGGCGAAACUGGUUCCACAAACUUCCGCUGUCAAAACCUCUGCGGAACCAGAUUCGCAGGAAAGCCUGGUGGAUCAAGUCGCCACCUUGACAGCCGAGCUGCGACGAAUGAAGGCACAACCGGAGCGGCGUCGAUCUCGUUCCGCUUCCCGUAAGCGCGAUGAAGAAAACAGCAUCUGCUGGUAUCAUCGCAAGUAUGGUAGCCGAGCUGACCGCUGUCGAAGCCCCUGCAAGUUCCACCAGUCAAAAAACUAG